Messenger RNA from Olea europaea var. sylvestris, 1360 nucleotides. RefSeq names its product glycerol-3-phosphate dehydrogenase [NAD(+)]-like. NCBI's taxonomy places the organism in Eukaryota, Viridiplantae, Streptophyta, Magnoliopsida, Lamiales, Oleaceae. The record is from RefSeq and is a predicted model, not a curated record. Gene Ontology annotation, molecular function: oxidoreductase activity, acting on the CH-OH group of donors, NAD or NADP as acceptor; NAD binding. Gene Ontology annotation, cellular component: cytosol. Gene Ontology annotation, biological process: glycerol-3-phosphate catabolic process. The transcript is spliced from 7 exons. The coding region runs from base 337 to 717 and encodes 126 amino acids.
ACCGGUUAUAGAGUAGAAUAGGCUAAGAUGGACCAAAUUUUAGUUAGUAUGGGCUUGUAAACCAAAUAGAAGGAAACAAUAUGAGUGGGAAGUGGACUUGACAAUUAAGGAAGACAAGUUGUGCCUUUUUUUUUUUUUUUUUUUUCCUUUUGGGUGUCACACGUUGUGUGUAUAGAGUAGAUCGCCAGAUUUUUAGCAUUACACAGAUUGAUACUGACGAUACGUGUCUGGGUUCUCCGCUCAAAUGUACAUUCUCCCUCCCCGUUUAAUUCUAUUCCUCCACUCCUUAAUUUUUCCCCUGCAAUCUGCCCCCCUUUUUCUUUGUUUUUCUUCUUCAUGGCUUCAUCAGUAGAAUCUCAUCAGCCACCGGUGGAGGCGGAAAAUAUUCAAGACGCCGCCACCACCACCCGAGUUGAAGAUGAAGUGCAGCCCAUCAAAUCAAACGUCACAGCUGUGGGCAGUGUUGCUGCUAAACUCAUUGCCUCAAACACCCGAAAGCUUAGCUCUUUCCACGAUGAAGUGAGGAUGUUGGUAUUUGAGGAGAUACUGCCAGCGGGAGAAAAACUCUCAGAAGUCAUCAAUCAAACCAAUGAGAAUGUUAAGUAUCUUCCAGGAAUAAAGCUUCGCCAAAAUGUUGUUGUAGACCUAAACCUCGAAAAUGCAGUUCAUGAAGAGCAUAUGCAGAAAGCUUGUUGGGAAGAUAAGAGAAGAUGGUGAAGCCAUUUCUCUGAUUAAAGUAAUGGAAGUGAAGAAAGAAGGUCCCUGCAUGAUCUAUACCCUAAUUUCUGAACAGCUUGGAGUUAAUUGUUGAGUUUUGAUGGGGGCAAAUAUUGCCAAUGAGAUUGCAGUCGAGCAGCUAGGUGACUGUUGGAUACAGAAAACAUAAAGAGACUGCAGAAUAAUGGUUCAUGUAUUCAACACUUCAUACUCCAUGGUCUCAGCUGUCUUUUGAUGAGCUCGAAGCAGAGAUUAUACAGGGCCAGAAAUUACAGGGUGUCUUAACGGCAAAAGAGGUUUAUGAGGUGUUAAGCCAUCGGGGAUGGUUAAAGGCUUAGAGCUGUUCCCUCUUUUCUCGACAGUGCAUGAGAUUUGCAAUGGUCGUCUUCCACCUUCAGCGAUAGUCGAAUAAAGUGAGCACACUCCCAAGUUUUCUCUUGUGGGAGGUUCAGAUCAAUACUUGUGAAAUUUAAAUGAACAAAAUCAAUAGAAAUUAUGUUUCCUUUUCAAAUUGCCUGUGCUGAAAUUUGUUCCUCUGUACAACUAGUAUGGCACUUAAACCUUAGAAGCAAAUAUUAUCUUAUGCUACAUGUAAGCAGUUGAACACAUGGCACCAGAAAAUUUAAUAGCUUUGGAUUGCAGA